AUGGCGGCUCUGCUGCUGACAGGGGGCUUCAGCGCCCCCGGUGGCACUCCAGGUUCUGUUGGUUCUGCAGGUUCUGUUGGUUCUGCAGGUUCUGGUUCUGUUGGUUCUCCAGGUUCUGUUGGUUCUCCAUGUUCAGUUGGUUCUUCACGUUCUGUGGGUUCUUCUGGUACUGUUGGUUCUCCUGGUCCUGUUGGUUCUGCAGGUUCUGUUGGUUCUCCAGGUUCUGUUGGUUCUCCAGGUUCUGUUGAUUCUCCUGGUUCUCCAGGUUCUGUUGGUUCUCCAUGUUCAGUUGGUUCUUCAGGUUCUGUGGGUUCUUCUGGUUCUGUUGGUUCUCCUGGUCCUGUUGGUUCUGCAGGUUCUGUUGGUUCUCCAGGUUGUGUUGGUUCUCCAGGUUCUGUUGAUUCUCCUGGUUCUUCAGGUUCUGUUGGUUGUCCAGGUUCUGUUGGUUCUUCUGGUUCUGUUGGUUCUCCAGGUUCUGUUGGUUCUCCAGGUUCUGUUGGUUCUUCUGGUUCUGUUGGUUCUUCUGGUUCUGUUGGUUCUCCAGGUUCUGUUGGUUCUGCAGGUUCUGUUGGUUCUUCAGGUUCUGUGGGUUCUUCUGGUUCUGUUGGUUCUCCAGGUUCUGUUGGUUCUGCAGGUUCUGGUUCUGUUGCUUCUCCACCAGGUUCUGUUGGUUCUUCUGGUUCUUUUGGUUCUUCUGGUUCUGUUGGUUCUCCAGGUUGUGUUGGUUCUCUGGGUUCUGGUUCUGCUGGUUCUGGUUCUGUUAGUUCUCCUGGUUCUAUUGGUUCUGUUGAUUUUCCUGGUUCUGUUGGUUCGCCAGGUUCUGUUGGUUCCCCAGGUUCUGUCGGUUCUCCAGGUUCUGUUGGUUCUCCAGGUUCUGUUGGUUCUCCAGGUUCUGUUGGUUCUGUUGGUUCUCCAGGUUCUGUUGGUUCUCCGGGUUCUGUUGGUUCUCCUGGUUCUGUUGGUUCUUCUGGUUCUGUUGGUUCUGCAGGUUCUGUUGGUUCUCCAGGUUCUGUUGGUUUUCCAGGUCCUGUUGGUUCUGCAGGUUCUGUUGGUUCUUCUGGUUCUGUUGGUUCUCCAGGUUCUGUUGGUUCUCCAGGUUCUGUUGGGUUCUGGUUCUGUUAG
Molecule: messenger RNA, 1122 nt
Organism: Poeciliopsis prolifica (blackstripe livebearer)
Lineage: Eukaryota; Metazoa; Chordata; Actinopteri; Cyprinodontiformes; Poeciliidae
Product: collagen alpha-2(I) chain-like
Exons: 4
Coding region: 1-1122 (373 amino acids)
Source: RefSeq, a predicted model, not a curated record